This is a messenger RNA of Colletotrichum scovillei, 672 nucleotides long. RefSeq names its product putative exonuclease. The record is from RefSeq and is a predicted model, not a curated record. Gene Ontology annotation, biological process: rRNA processing; ribosomal large subunit assembly. Lineage: Eukaryota; Fungi; Ascomycota; Sordariomycetes; Glomerellales; Glomerellaceae. Gene Ontology annotation, cellular component: nucleus. Bases 1 to 672 code for a protein of 223 amino acids. The transcript has 2 exons. Gene Ontology annotation, molecular function: nucleic acid binding; exonuclease activity.
AUGGGCGGUACCGAAGGAGGCGAAAAUGAACUCAUUCAGAUCACUAUUCUCGACUUCCUGACUGGCAACGUGUUGCUAAGCCGCCGGCUUGUAAACCCAACAAGACCAAUCCUAGACUGGCGUGAGAAUGUCACCGGUCUAAACGCGAACAAGAUGUCCGCAGCUCUCCUACGGAACGAAGCUUUGGACGGUUGGAAGGCCGCACGCGCUGAACUUUGGCGCUACUCUGACAAGAGCACGAUCCUCAUCGGGCAGUCAAUCCAUAAUGACCUGCGAGUGCUGCAUACUUCUCAUGCGAGAAUCAUUGAUUCCGCCAUCAUCACUGCAGAUGCCGUCCUCGGGGCGGAGUCGAAGAUUACGAAGAGGUUGGGCUUGGAGGUGCUGUGCAAGGAGCUGCUUGGCAUCCAGAUCCGUUGUCCGAUCUGGGCGGCUGACGGCGUAGCACACGAUGAUUUGGAGGAUUGUCUGGCGACCAGGGAAUUAGUGUUAUACUGUGCCCAGAAUACGGAUCAGCUGGAGAGAUGGGCUCAAAGGACGAGAAUAUCCUUCUUGAAGAUAAUGACGAAGACAAAUAAGAAGAACAGGGGAAGUAAGCCACAAGCUGGGAAUGCGUCGGGGGAAUAUGUGUUGGACUGGGAUACAUGGCCGAAGUCGCCACCAGACUCAGAUUAA